UAUAACCUCAAUCUUUUAGUCUUCACUUUUGUUUAAAGCUACAUAAAGUAAAUGAUGUGGCCAAGUGUUAGUUAAGUAAAUUCAAGUAUACACACUUAAGGAUAACUAGAUAUUGUUUAGUAUUGCUUCGACGAGUACAUAACUAUGUUUUCAAGGAAACUUUUUCUUAUUUUUAUUUUAUUUUUAAUUAUUAAAAUAUGUGUUUCACAUUCCCAUUCUCAUGAUGAUCAUCACGGGCAUUCCCAUGACGAACCUGCUUCAUUCAAAUAUUCAAGAGCAGCGAAUGAACCAAGUCACCAUGAGCAUGUUCAUACUCAUGAACACCAUGAAGAAGUACCCCUUAAAUCUAAAAACCAAUUAAAUACUCAGGACUUAUGGAUCCAUGCAAUGGGUUCAACGUUACUUAUUAGUGCCGCUCCAUUUUUUAUCUUAUUCUUUGUACCCUUAGACAAUACUGAAAGCAGCCAACCUCUUUUAAAAAUAUUAUUAGCCUUUGCUUCUGGAGGUUUGUUAGGAGAUGCCUUUCUACAUUUAAUUCCGCAUGCCACUAUGGCAAUAGAAGAGCAAAAUCCACAUAGUCACAGCCAUUCGCACAGUCAUGAACCUGGAGAAGAACAUUCUCAUGAUAUGUCUGUAGGCUUAUGGGUCCUUGCCGGCAUAGUGGUAUUUUUAGUGGUGGAGAAGUCUGUAAGAAUCCUUAAGGGUCCCAGUCAUAGCCAUUCCCAUAAUGCUCCAGUCGCUUCCAACGAAAAAACUGCCACUAAGAAAGAUAGCGGCGACAAAAAAGUAGCCAAAACACCAAAGAAGGAAGAAGAACCAGUGAAAGAAAUUAAAGUAGCUGGAUAUUUGAAUUUGGCUGCAGAUUUCAGUCAUAACUUUACAGACGGUUUAGCUAUUGGUUCUUCCUAUUUAGCUGGAAAUACUGUAGGAAUAGUCACUACAAUCACCAUUCUUCUACACGAAGUUCCUCAUGAAAUAGGAGAUUUUGCGAUUUUACUUCAAUCUGGAGUUUCAAGAAGAAAUGCCAUGCUUCUACAAUUAACUACCGCCCUUGGUGCAGUAGCAGGUACCGCUUUGUCGCUCCUUGCUCAGAACAGCGCCGGCGCAAUGGCAGCCACAUGGAUAUUACCUUUUACUGCCGGAGGUUUCAUAUACAUAGCAUUGGUGUCAGUAAUUCCUGAACUUCUAGACGAAGAGAAACCUAGUGUACUUCAAACCCUUUUACAAGUCGCCGCAAUGUUGGCGGGCGUUGGCAUGAUGGUCAUUAUUGCCGAGUACGAAUAGAUUCCUACUAUUUUAAACACUGUCUUUAUACAAAUUUUAUUUUUUACUUGUAUGUGAUCUCUAAAAGCGUGUCAGGUUGAUGUAAAUAUUGCAUUUGUUGGCGACAGUUCGUAAGACUAAUAAGAUAUAAAGAUAGAAAUAAUAAAUAUAUAUUUUCUUUUCU
Molecule: messenger RNA, 1447 nt
Organism: Diabrotica balteata
Lineage: Eukaryota; Metazoa; Arthropoda; Insecta; Coleoptera; Chrysomelidae
Source: the annotation of a GenBank genome assembly